AUGGACCUACCACCCUUUGACAUGUGGAGAGACUACUUUAACCUGAGCCAGGUGGUGAUGGAUAUAAUUCAGAGCCGGAAGCAAAGACAGGAGGGUGAGGUAGCAGAGGAGCCCAACUCCAGGCCCCAGGAGGAGAGUGAGCAGGGCCUGGAGGUCUACCCUGGACGUCUGCCUACCAUAUGCAACUUCUGCAAGCACAAUGGAGAGUCUCGUCACGUCUACACCUCACACCAGCUGAAGACACCUGAAGGGGUGGUUGUGUGUCCCAUCCUGAGGCACUAUGUGUGUCCUGUUUGCGGAGCCACCGGCGACCAGGCUCAUACACUCAAGUAUUGUCCACUCAACAGCAGACAGCAGACUCUCUACCGACGUGGUGGGCGAAACUCAGCGGGUCGCAGAGCCAAGCGAUAA
Messenger RNA from Mus pahari (shrew mouse), 411 nucleotides. RefSeq names its product nanos C2HC-type zinc finger 2 (gene Nanos2). Gene Ontology annotation, biological process: negative regulation of translation; oogenesis. Gene Ontology annotation, molecular function: mRNA binding; zinc ion binding. NCBI's taxonomy places the organism in Eukaryota, Metazoa, Chordata, Mammalia, Rodentia, Muridae. The transcript has a single exon. Bases 1 to 411 code for a protein of 136 amino acids. Gene Ontology annotation, cellular component: perinuclear region of cytoplasm. The record is from RefSeq and is a predicted model, not a curated record.